Messenger RNA from Corythoichthys intestinalis (scribbled pipefish), 2643 nucleotides. RefSeq lists its product as uncharacterized. NCBI's taxonomy places the organism in Eukaryota, Metazoa, Chordata, Actinopteri, Syngnathiformes, Syngnathidae. The record is from RefSeq and is a predicted model, not a curated record. Bases 106 to 1752 code for a protein of 548 amino acids. The transcript is spliced from 2 exons.
CGAGAGUUCGGAGCGAGCAAUAAAGACUCUUAACAAGCAACCCGCUUCACUGGUGACCCCGACUGCCUCGCUGAAGUCUCAGAGGCAUUUUGAACACUUUAUGCAAUGGCGGAUGCUAGCUUUCUCGAGCUACCGAAGUUCGACGAGUCUUCUGCGGCCGCGUGGUUCGCUAACGCGGAGGAGCAGUUCGUCCUCCGUGGUGUUUCAGACGACACCAUGCGCUUCUACCACGUGGUGGCCGCGCUCGGGUACUCGACGGCGGUUAGAGCACAGCGCUUCGUGGUCUAUCCGCCGAAGGUGGGCAAGUACACGGGGCUCAAGGCGCACCUCCUCAGACUUUAUGAACCGUCGUACAAAUCGACUUCAGAGGCGCCCAAGGUGCCCGCCUCGCGAACCUUGCUGCCCGUGGUACCCGCCAUAGAUGGCGGCACUUCCGCCCCGGUUCCUCGCAGCCGUACUGCUGUCCCGGUACCCGCGCCACCGCCGCGCGCUUCUGCUCUGGCUCUUCCCGACGCCGAAGUUGCUGUCUCGCCUCCGGCCCCGCUCUCGCUCGCCUCGGCUCCGUCGCCGCUCUCCGUCGACGCCGCUGCGCCCGUCCCUGGCUUUCCCGGCUACGGCGCCGUUGCGCCCGCCUGCGGCCUACUCGACGACGGUGCGCCCACCUGCGGCCUACUCGAUGACGGUGCGCCCGUCCCUGGCUUUCCCGGCUGCGCCGCCCUUGCGCCGGCCUGCGGCCUACUCAACGACGGUGCACCCGCCUGCGGCCUACUCGACGACGCCCCGUCCGCCUGCGGCCUACUCGACGACGCCCCGUCCGCCUGCGGCCUUCUCGACGACGCCCCGUCCGCCUGCGGCCUUCUCGACGGCGUCCCGUCCGGCCCUGGUCCCCUCGACGGCGUCCCGUCCGACCCUGGUUUUCUCGGCGACACUUCGCCUCACGACGUCAUUGCUGCGCCUGCUUCUGGCCUUCCUAACGACGCCGCUCCAGCACCUGCGCCUCUGGAAGUCUCCGAGGUCGCCCCUCUACUGGCGCCACUGGACGCCGCCGCCUCUGACCUCACUCCAACGCCUCCGGGAGUCUCCGAGGUCAGCCAUCAGCCUUCGCCGCUGGCCAUCGCCGCUAGCCUUGCUGCUGUGCCGGCGCCUCCGGUAGUCUCCGAGGUUGCAUAUCGGCCAGCGCCAGCGAACGCCGCCCCCGACGUCUCUCCUCGUCCUCCGCCUUUGGACAACGAUGUCGUCGCUCCGGUUUUGGCGUUUCCCCCGCUCCUGCUACGACCGGCCGGCCUGGUUCGUCUCGCCUGUCGCCCUUGUCCACGACCGGGCGACUCCGACCGCCGCGCCGGUCGCCGUCGUCUCCGGCCUCGAACGGCCGAUUCCGACCGCCGCGCCCGUCGCCCUCGUCUGCAGCCUCGACUGGGUGGUGCUGCUCGUUGCAAGUCUCGACCGCUGCUCAGCGACGCGUGCCGCCUCUCUCGGCGUCCGCUUCUCCGGCCGCGCCUGCGUGGUGCUGCACGGCGCGCUCCUCGUCCUGGGCGUCCUCCAGACCGUUCUGCUCGGACGUCCCGCAUCUGGCGUUCUGGACGGCCGCCUGAUCGUCGCGUUCCGUCGCCCGCCGCCUGGCAUCCUGGGCGUCCUCCAGACUGUUCUGCUUGGGCGUCCCGCAUCUGGCAUCCUGGACGGCCGCCUGACUGUCCGUUCGGUCGUUCUCCACUGACGCCCCGGCCGCGCAACCCUUCCGUUCUGUACUGUUGAUUCGGGUUGCGCCUGGCGUCCUGUGUGGGUGAAUUCUGGGGGGACCUGUGUGGUGACCCUUAGUUGGACACAAUUCACCCACUGUACUUGUCUGUUUGGCCGAGCGCGUUACCGGCUGCGUUACAGUCACGUGACGGACCUUAUAAAGAGCCGCGCGCGUUCCGGCUCAUUAGAGAGAGAGAGUGUACGAGAGUUCACAGAGAGUAGCAUGAGCUAACAGCAUUUCGAGCAAUAAAGACUCAAAGCAAAGCAUCCCGCUUCAAUAGACACAUAAAGGAUUACUGAAAACAUCCGGAGUGUGAACCUUUUCAUGUUUAGCUGUUUGGAUAGCGGAAGCGAGCCCAUUUACAAUGCGCCUUUUUUUUUACCGGAAAUUAAGGCAUUUUCAGUUGCGCGCCCUGUUAUUUAGGGGCUUUACGGGACCGCCCCUCUCACCCACUCUGCCUGUGGCGUUAUAUGCGAGCAAUAAUGGAUUUUGAGCACACCUCCAGCUCUUCCCCAAUUUCUCGACUCCUGCGCUUGUCGGAUUUUUUUCUCUGCGCGUUUAAUUCAGCCCACGCUACUAACAUGUCACGAAGCCGACCAAUCAGAGAGCUGGCGGAAGUACACUGUGUUACCAAUUGCACUUUUUGAUAAUUGCAACUCUGCACCAUAGUGUGAAGUGGACAGGCGAUUAACGUGGCUUGUUGUGGUCGAUUCGCCCGGUGCUUACUUCAGAGAGGUGGUGAUGUGCAUAAAAACACAGUGACACGUUGGAUGGUAUUUUGCUGGAGACUUUUAUUAACAAAACUAAAACCAGCAUGGGACACAGCCACUUUUCAUGGCGCUCUUCGCACAACUCUCUCUCAACACCUUGCUCCCUGCCUCUCUUUUUCUUACGCUUAACUAGUA